This is a messenger RNA of Rotaria sordida, 357 nucleotides long. NCBI's taxonomy places the organism in Eukaryota, Metazoa, Rotifera, Eurotatoria, Philodinida, Philodinidae. The record is from the annotation of a GenBank genome assembly.
AUGUUUCAAGCUAAUGGAAGUAAUCGACAUCAAAUUAAUUAUCAAAGAAUUGCAACUCGAUUGUACUUAUUCGUUCUGGUCAUUUCGCUUAUUAUAAUUAAUUUUUAUUUAUUAUUAAAUGAAGAUCUUCAACAAAACACAAUUCAUCAACCAUCGGAAUUUCAAUAUAAAGAACUUGAAAAAACUUAUUCUUCAAAUCUUUAUUAUCCAUGUUCAACAGUCUCAAUGAAUUAUUCAACUGUUAUUAUGAUUGAACCUUACUUUCAUCAAAUAUGUUCAAGUGACUUAAUAUCAGAUGCAUGGAUUAAUUUUAUCAAUGGUGAUCACGUGAUGAACGAUAUUUUUUACAAUAUUUGA